Molecule: messenger RNA, 1230 nt
Organism: Coniophora puteana RWD-64-598 SS2
Lineage: Eukaryota; Fungi; Basidiomycota; Agaricomycetes; Boletales; Coniophoraceae
Product: Aldo keto reductase
Exons: 8
Coding region: 132-860 (242 amino acids)
Cellular component (GO): cytoplasm
Source: RefSeq, a predicted model, not a curated record
GACGAAUGGUUAAAAGGCGAGGCUCGCCAGAGGUUGCUGCUCCUGCAGCAUACUUCAAAAGCCUGAGACAACCCAAUAACCCAGUUCGGUAGAAAAACACAACAUGACUUUCCCCACGCGCAAGGGCACAGAUGACGUUUCUGCCAUUGGUUUUGGUGGGAUGGGCCCUCUCUCCAUCGCCUAUGGAGCCGUCGGGCCCGAUGAGGAGCGUUUCAAGAUUCGUUCUCGAUGCUGCGUACGCAAGCGGAUGCACAUUCUGGGAUACGUCAAAUGUCUACGGCGACAACGAGGAUCUGAUUGGUAAAUGGUUCAAGCGUACGGGCAAGCACGACGAGAUCUUCCUUGCUACAAAGUUUGGCGUCGACUUUACAACUGCCAGGAAUCUCAAUGGCACGCCCGAAGCAUGUCACGCUCACUUUCAGCGAUCGCUGGAGCGCCUUGGAGUUGACAAGGUUGAUCUGUUUUACCUUCACAGGCCUGACCCUGAGGUGCCUAUCGAGGUGACGGUGGGAGCUAUGGCCGAGCUCGUCAAAGCUGGCAAGGUGCACCCGAUUGCGGCGCUCCAGGUCGAGUAUUCAGCAUUCACGCUCGACAUCGAGGGCGAGUUGAAUCUGCUCAAGACUGCGCGUGAACUUGGUGUGAAGAUCAUUGCCUAUUCACCUCUCGGGCGUGGUCUGGUCACUGACCAACACAAAUCGCCCGACGACUUCGAGGAGGGUGACUUCCGGAGGAGGGUCCCCAGAUACUCCAGAGAAAACUUCCCGAAUAUCCUCAAGUUGGCAGACCUCCUGAAGAAGAUUGGCGAGUCACAAUGCUACGGCUGGUCAAGUUGCUCUUGCGUGGCUCCUGGCCCAGGGUGAAGACGUCAUCCCGAUUCCUGGCACAAAAAAAAUCAAGUACCUGGACGAGAACCUUGGUGCGGUGAACGUCAAACUAAGCCCCGAGGCCGUCCAAGAGGUGAGGGGGCUUGCUGAGAAAGCCGACUGGGCAAACCGUACACGGUAUCCCGAGGCGAUGAUGCGCUCGAUGUACGUUGAGACGCCUGAGCAGAACCAAGCACCACCGGGCCAAGCAGCCAUCAACACAGACGUCAAGGAAGACCAGAUUCUGAGAGCUCAGUCAUCGAAGGUCAUCGAGCAAGCAAACGGACCAAGUCUCCAGGAUUUUAACAACCGUGACAAUGUCGCCGGCAAAUCGUCACCUUGCCAAGAGGAGCGCGCCAUGUUUUGA